Penicillium coprophilum is the source of this 477-nucleotide messenger RNA. RefSeq lists its product as uncharacterized. The record is from RefSeq and is a predicted model, not a curated record. The transcript has 2 exons. The coding region runs from base 1 to 477 and encodes 158 amino acids. NCBI's taxonomy places the organism in Eukaryota, Fungi, Ascomycota, Eurotiomycetes, Eurotiales, Aspergillaceae.
AUGUACUCCGUAAUCGCCGUUGCUGGUGGGCCAAACGGAAGCGGUUCCGACCCCGGAAAUGAUUCCGUACCGCAUCUUCGUCACGUGGAGACAUUGCGCUUCUGGUCACCCCAGUCUCCUGUGCCUGAUCUCGUGGUCUCUCGGAUAGAAUCCCGAGCUUUCCAUGCUCUUCCGUUGUCGAAUUUCCUAUUGCGACUGUUAUCAUGGGCCACUCGGCGUCUGAGUCCCACCCUAGAGCGAAGCGUCGGAAGAUCGCCGUCGCCUGUGAUGAUUGUCGAGCAAGGAAAGUUCGUUGUGAUGGGAUACAACCGGGUAUGUCCUUGCGAUGGGUUCAGACGGAAUGCCACCCGUAUUAACCCAAUGAAGUGUGUGGGCCAUGUAGCAAAAAGACCGACCAUGGGCUUCAAUGUGUCUAUACAGGAGAGUUGGAGAAAAAGCGAGCAAGGCAAACGUGAGCGCCAUCAAUUCUACAGCUAA